CCAGCCUGUGCUCUGCCCCUCCUAGCGGACGCCAAGAUCCGCGGCACCCUGCUCUUGGCGGCCUUCUUUAUUGCAUUUCCGUACCACACAGUCUCCCCACCAAGUCCACCCACUGCCGCCGUUGGUGCCAAGGCUGCACCACGACACGACCGGCUCAUCGAUGCAUUCCAGAGUUCAGACUACAUGUUGGACCGACUGCCCAGCAUAUCGACCCAGACCUGCUUCACUCCCCUCACACCGAACACCAAAGCGGAAUUGCAAACACUGUCGGAAAUCCUCGCCACGAUUAUCACCAGUCGUUGUGAUUCCGGCGCUUGUCACCUCAGUGGUAAACAGAUAUAG
Dibothriocephalus latus is the source of this 342-nucleotide messenger RNA. NCBI's taxonomy places the organism in Eukaryota, Metazoa, Platyhelminthes, Cestoda, Diphyllobothriidea, Diphyllobothriidae. The record is from the annotation of a GenBank genome assembly.